Molecule: messenger RNA, 3020 nt
Organism: Triplophysa rosa
Lineage: Eukaryota; Metazoa; Chordata; Actinopteri; Cypriniformes; Nemacheilidae
Gene: aacs
Product: acetoacetyl-CoA synthetase
Exons: 18
Coding region: 158-2179 (673 amino acids)
Biological process (GO): positive regulation of insulin secretion; lipid metabolic process
Cellular component (GO): cytosol
Molecular function (GO): acetoacetate-CoA ligase activity
Source: RefSeq, a predicted model, not a curated record
CCUGCGCUGCCACUGGUUGAUUAUGUGCGACUGACGCUCGGAAGUGACCCAUGUGUCUGAUCUCUCUGACCGUACUGUAAGUGCCGAUCAUCGGGCUGGUCCCUCCAACUAUCGUAACGCGAUUCAUUCGGCUAUUCAGAGCGUGUGUCAUCCCAUCAUGUCUAAACACACGGACGCUAAAAGCGAGGAGAUUAUGGAGUCUAAGGUGCUCUGGUAUCCGGACUCUAAACGAAACACACAAAUGGACCGAUUCCGGGCGCAGGUCAACCGGGACUUCGGGCUUAAUCUGGCGAAUUAUAAUGACCUGUAUCAGUGGUCGGUGGACGGUUAUCCCGAGUUCUGGGCGCAAGUGUGGAAAUUCUGUGGCAUCACCUGCUCAAAAAUGUACGAGGAGGUGGUUGAUGUGUCUAAAAGGAUAUCAGAUGUGCCUGAAUGGUUUAAAGGUAGCAGACUGAAUUAUGCAGAGAACCUGCUCAAACACAAAGACCAGGACAAAGUGGCUCUCUAUGCCGCAACCGAGGCAAACGAGGAGAUUGUCAAGGUGACUUUUGGAGAGCUGAGGCGUGAUGUCGCUCUCUUUGCUGCGGCCAUGAGGAAGAUGGGCAUCAAAACUGGAGACAGGGUUGUAGGAUAUCUGCCCAAUGGGAUUCAUGCUGUGGAGGCAAUGCUCGCUGCAGCCAGUAUAGGUGCCAUCUGGAGUUCAACCUCUCCCGAUUUUGGUGUGAAUGGGGUGCUAGACAGGUUUUCUCAGAUUCAGCCCAAGCUGAUAUUCUCUGUAGCAGCUGUUGUGUAUAACGGCAAGCAGCACGACCAUAUGGAGAAACUUCACAAUGUUGUUAUAGGUCUCCCCGACCUGAAGAAGGUUGUGGUCAUUCCAUAUGUUCGAUCUCGACAAGAGACGGACCUUUCCAAGAUUCCAAACAGUGUUUUCCUGGAAGACUUCUUGGCCACUGGUAAGGAAGGUGAUCAGGACCCUCAGCUGGAGUUUGAGCAGUUGCCCUUCUCUCAUCCUCUCUUCAUCAUGUACUCCUCUGGCACCACAGGAGCGCCCAAAUGCAUGGUGCACUCCGCUGGGGGCACUCUCAUUCAGCAUCUUAAAGAACACAUUCUCCAUGGCAAUAUGACUAGCAAUGAUGUCAUCAUAUACUACACUACGGCGGGCUGGAUGAUGUGGAACUGGCUGAUGUCCUCUUUGGCUGUCGGGGCGUCCGUGGUUCUAUAUGAUGGUUCUCCUCUCGUUCCCACUGCCAACGUGAUGUGGGACCUGGUAGACCGCCUUGGAAUCACUAUUUUCGGCACUGGAGCGAAAUGGCUGUCUGUGUUAGAGGAAAGAAAUCUGAAUCCAGCAAACACACACAACCUGCAGACCCUUCACACCCUGCUGUCCACAGGAUCCCCUCUCAAGCCUCAGAGCUAUGAGUAUGUGUACCGCUGUAUCAAAAACAAUGUGCUUCUGGGAUCCAUAUCAGGUGGCACAGACAUAAUUUCAUGCUUCAUGGGUCAGAAUACGACGGUACCCGUGUACAGAGGAGAAAUCCAGGCUCGAAACCUCGGCAUGGGCGUGGAGUCCUGGAGCCUUGAAGGCAAGCCUGUUUGGGGUGAAAGUGGAGAGCUGGUGUGUUUGAAGCCCAUCCCAUGCCAGCCCACUCAUUUCUGGAACGAUGAGAACGGCAGCAAAUACCACAAAGCCUAUUUUUCCACCUUUCCAGGAGUCUGGGCUCAUGGUGACUACUGUAAAAUAAAUCCAAAGACCGGAGGAGUUGUCAUGUUGGGACGAAGUGAUGGAACCUUGAAUCCCAAUGGCGUUCGAUUUGGGAGCUCGGAAAUAUAUAAUAUUGUGGAGGCCUUUGAAGAAGUAUCCGACAGCCUUUGUGUCCCUCAGUACAACAGUGAUGGAGAAGAGAGGGUGAUUCUGUUCUUGAAGAUGGGACCUAAUAAAACCUUCAGUCAAGAGUUAGUGGGGAAGAUUCGUAGCGCUAUCAGAGUCGCUCUGUCCGCCCGACACGUGCCAGCAUUGAUACUGGAGACCAAGGACAUCCCGUAUACGAUCAGCGGUAAGAAGGUUGAAGUUGCGGUAAAGCAGGUGAUAGCAGGUAAGGAGGUGACUCAGCGAGGAGCCUUCUCCAACCCCGACUCCUUAGACCUCUACAAGAACUUACCUGAACUCCUGAACUUCUGAAAUGUACAAAAUAUCCGAACUUAAGACCCAGGGUGCAGCAUUUCUGGGGCACCUUUAUAAGGUUCAGAUUAUCAGGACACCCUUUGGAGCAUUGGACCACCUGACUGUCGAGCUUUCAAACAUCUGAGCUCUCUAGAUUUUAUCCACCUGUUGUGAUUUCCAAACUCAACCAAGGAGUGGAACCGCUAGUGUCUGUACAUAUUAUUUUUCCAGAAGUUUGAGAACGGCAUUGAGAUCCCAGAGUACUUGCAUCUCCAAGAGACCAACAAACGUUUUUCCGAACAGACAUCUCAAACUCACAAACAAUAUAUGUACCACUUUUUCUGAAUUGGUUUUAUUCUUUUCCGCCUCAGUGCUAUAUUUUAGCUCCGCUGUUCUGACUCAUUGCACCUUAAACUUCUAAAGUCUUUGUCUGGCUAUUAAAACACUAAUUUGACUCAUCUUUACGAGUCAAAUACACUGAUAUGUUACUGAAUAAUGUCAACAAAAUUUGUUUCCCAAUCCUGACCUCUCUGGAAACGACGGUUAUGUUAUAGGAUUUAACUAUAUGAAGUAUAACCUGUUACAGUAAGUGGUGAAGUCUGCUGUAUUUUUUUUGAGCAUGUCGUAAUGUUUAAAACUAAAAGCAGAACCUAAUAUAGUACACUGACCUAAGCAGUUUACAUAUAGUUUUACAUCUAUAAAGAUACAGCAUGAGCUGCCUGUGUCAUGUGUUAAACAUUUGUCCUUUAACAGAGACAUUAUUUGUUUUCUAAUCUGAUAUUAAAAGAAAAGAAAAUUCUGUCAUCAUUUACUCACCCCCAGAUUGUUCCAAACCUGUACACAUUUCUUUGUUCUGCUU